GUCCGGUACGAGUCUAUCAUCAGUGCAGUUCACCAGAUCGAACAGUCGACACAACUCAUCGUCGUCUGCGUCCGAAGUCCGAACGUUAAUUUCGAUUUCUGUAUUUAUAUUACCUACCUACGUAUAAAUAACUGUCAUCCGUCGCGUUUUCAAAAACCACCGUACAACACGCAAAUCCAACCAUGUGGACCGUCUUGUGUGUGAUGACAGUCGCGGCGCUGGUCGGACCCUCUUGCCAGCGGGCACCGGUACUCAUCACGGUCAAUCAUUCCUCCGACGAUGGCAAGCCCGGCGAUCUCAGCCAAUCGGCGUUUGCGGAUUACGUCAACUGGUGGCAAAACAUCAUCGGCAUCAUUAACCACCAAGAAGAACCCGCCGUUGAGGCUCCAAUAACGCCAGUCGAUCAGUCCACGUGCCCCCCGUGUACUUGCGGAGCUUUGGGUAAGAAAAACAGAAUCGUCGGUGGUACCCCCACGUACGUGCAUCAAUACCCGUGGAUGGCCAUGCUCACGUACAAGGGCAAAUUCUACUGCGGCGCGUCGGUUAUCAAUCACAAAUACGUCAUGACAGCCGCCCAUUGCGUACACGGAUUCGAAGCAAAAAAUAUCGGCGUACGACUUUUGGAACACGAUCGUAGCGAUACAGAGGAAGCCAAACACAUCGACUUCAAAGUGUUGAGAGUGAUCAAGCACAAGGGUUACAGCCCGACUUCUUACAACAACGACAUCGCACUGUUGCGGAUGGACACCGAUGGGGUUGAAUUCGGACCCAACACCGGUAUCAACCCGGUCUGUCUGCCAGUCGAAGGCAAGAGUUUCGCUGGUUACGAGGGCGUUAUCACCGGUUGGGGAGCCAAGAAACAGGGAGGUUCGUCUUCGCAGGUAUUGCACGAAGUGUACGUGCCGAUCAUGAGCAACGACGAUUGCAGAAAGACGGAAUACGACGAGAAGCGAAUUACGGCCAACAUGAUGUGCGCCGGUUAUGCGGAAGGCAAAAAGGACUCGUGCCAAGGUGACAGCGGCGGUCCAAUGCACAUCGCCAACAACACUGCUUACCACAUAGUCGGAGUGGUAUCCUGGGGAGAAGGAUGCGCCCAGGCCAACCGACCCGGUGUGUACUCCAGAGUGAACAGAUACCUGAAUUGGGUGGCCAACCAUACGUUGGACGCCUGUCCGUGUUCGAACAUUUACACUCCGUCAGAAUAAUAAUUCAUCUACGACCGUAUAGCUGCAAUGUUCAACUUGCAGUUAGGUAAUACACAUCACGGAAAACUUUUAUUUGGAUCUCACAUUAUCGCGACUCGCUAUUAAAAUCGAUAUCCUAUCAUUAUUAUAUAUUAUUAUUAUUAUUUUAUUUAUUGAUCAUAUAAUUUAUUGCAACACUAUUAUUAUUAUUAUUAUUUAUUAAAAUUGUAUUUAUUGAUUGAAUAAUUUAUCGCGACACUAUUAUUAUUAUUAAAUAUAUAUAUAUUAUUAUUAUUAUUACACUAAAUUAUAUAAAUGUACGAUUGGCGAGUCAAAAUAAACAAAAAUAUUUAUAUUCUAAAAA
Messenger RNA from Aphis gossypii (cotton aphid), 1548 nucleotides. Its product is annotated as trypsin-1-like. The record is from RefSeq and is a predicted model, not a curated record. Gene Ontology annotation, biological process: proteolysis. The transcript is spliced from 7 exons. Bases 183 to 1205 code for a protein of 340 amino acids. Gene Ontology annotation, molecular function: serine-type endopeptidase activity. Lineage: Eukaryota; Metazoa; Arthropoda; Insecta; Hemiptera; Aphididae.